Molecule: messenger RNA, 307 nt
Organism: Racocetra fulgida
Lineage: Eukaryota; Fungi; Glomeromycota; Glomeromycetes; Diversisporales; Gigasporaceae
Source: the annotation of a GenBank genome assembly
AUGCCUGGAGAAAGAGAUCACACAUGGAUUCCAUUAUUUGGUAAAAAUGUUGUCAUCGCAUACGGCGAUCCAAUAGAUUUUAAAGAUAUUCUCAUUAAUUAUCGUGCAGGAAAGACAGAUGAAGUUACAACACGAAUCAUUAUUACUGAUAUAAUAUUUCGUGCAAUGGCUGAAUUAAAAAAAAAGUCAGAGUUAUUAGAAGCUAAAAAAUUUAAACAUACGUGGUCUCGAAUUAACGCACAUCCUAAUAUAGCUAGUGAUUGUACCUGGUUUGCGAGAACGGCUAGUCGGGUAGAUGCACCAAAGG